Arctia plantaginis is the source of this 255-nucleotide messenger RNA. NCBI's taxonomy places the organism in Eukaryota, Metazoa, Arthropoda, Insecta, Lepidoptera, Erebidae. The record is from the annotation of a GenBank genome assembly.
AUGCACACUGAUUUGUCACCCCAUUUACAUACCAACGAAUGCAAUGUUUUUAUCAAAAAAUUGAUGGACUGUCACAGCGAGCACCCAUUUAGAAAGUUCAUGGGAUACUGCAAUCACUAUGACUGGGAUAUGCGUAAGUGUUUGAAAGCUGAACGUAUUGCACGUCAAAAGGCCAACUUCCAAGAUUCUCGUAAACGGAACGCUGAAAUACGGGCUCGCAUAGCAGCAGCAACCACGGGGAGGGCUCAACAAUAA